UACAGGACGCGACGCGAUGGAUCCCGCGCAGGUGCGCGCGCUCUACCGGGGUUUCCUGCGCGAGGCGCGCAAGUUCACGGACUACAAUGUGCGCGAGUACAUCAAGCGCCGAUCCAGGCAAGGAUUUCGCCAAUCCGGCAAUGCGGCAGAGGCAUUUGCGACCGGUAAGGAGCAGCUCGAGGUAGUGAAGCGCCAGACGGUGGUGUACUCGCUCUAUGCUCCUAGCCUCAAGAACGUGAUGGAGAUCGGCAAGGCCAGGAAAGCUUGAAACGAGUGGAAAAGUCUGGUUUUGAUCUUCAGUGUGUUCUUUCCUUGCCUGUAAUCAAUGCAGUCGCUUCUUUCGCUUGA
Messenger RNA from Selaginella moellendorffii, 348 nucleotides. RefSeq names its product LYR motif-containing protein 4-like. The record is from RefSeq and is a predicted model, not a curated record. Bases 17 to 268 code for a protein of 83 amino acids. NCBI's taxonomy places the organism in Eukaryota, Viridiplantae, Streptophyta, Lycopodiopsida, Selaginellales, Selaginellaceae. Gene Ontology annotation, biological process: iron-sulfur cluster assembly. The transcript has a single exon.